AAGCAAUCUCCCAAGAAAAAGAAACCUCUCUAGCAAUACACACCAAACUGAGCAUGUGCAGAGUGACUCCACACAAUACGUCUUAUCAGGAGAUAAGAGGGGGACACUGGGAAAAGGGGUGGGUCAGAGAAGUCAGGAUCAAACAGGGUUUUUAUACAUUGCAGAGGAUUAACCCCUUAGGUUCCACAGUGAUUAUAACAAGCAUGCUUUACUGUAUAUACAGACUAAUUUUACUGUUGUGGGUUUAGUAACACUUUAAGGCAA
Molecule: messenger RNA, 264 nt
Organism: Staurois parvus
Lineage: Eukaryota; Metazoa; Chordata; Amphibia; Anura; Ranidae
Source: the annotation of a GenBank genome assembly